Galeopterus variegatus (Sunda flying lemur) is the source of this 1988-nucleotide messenger RNA. Its product is annotated as zinc finger protein 79. The transcript has 2 exons. Bases 661 to 1755 code for a protein of 364 amino acids. Gene Ontology annotation, cellular component: nucleus. The record is from RefSeq and is a predicted model, not a curated record. NCBI's taxonomy places the organism in Eukaryota, Metazoa, Chordata, Mammalia, Dermoptera, Cynocephalidae. Gene Ontology annotation, molecular function: DNA-binding transcription activator activity, RNA polymerase II-specific; RNA polymerase II cis-regulatory region sequence-specific DNA binding. Gene Ontology annotation, biological process: regulation of transcription by RNA polymerase II.
CCAAGCGGCGCACUGUAGCAGUGCACCACCAGGCCGGCCCAUUACCUCUUCUUUUGAUGAAGCAAAUGUCUUAAAUUUGCAGAGCCACUUUCUCCAAAGAACUAAAUAAUAGAUAAUAUUUGUCAACUUUAUGCUUACAUGCUAGGCGUUGUGCCACUACUUUAUCUGUAUAUCCAUAUAAUCUUCAGCAACCUUCCAGGAAAUUAUCAUCCUCAUUUUACAGAUGAGAAAAGUGAGACUUAGGGAGGUUACAUGGUUUGCACACUGCUGCUGAGUGGUGGAUCUUGCAUACCUGAGAGUCUUACUCUCUAGUGUUUCCCUGCGUCUGAGUGAGCUGAUGGAAUUUCUGAGGUAGGAGAAAAUGGGAAAAUUUACAUACGACUGCAGGUCUGCCAGUUCAGCCCUAGUGUCAUUUGAACACUUUCUUCAUAGUGAGAAUUGGUGACUCUAUAGGCUGCAAACUUCUGUUUCUUAUUGAUUUCUUUCUCUUCUUCCAGUACCACCUUCUUGGGACCCUGCCCUUCCCCAAAAGGAAGACUCGGGAGAAGGCGGAAUGGAUUCUAGUCUCUGCACACCUGGGCCCCAGACUGGAAGAUUGUAUCUCAGUCACCACCCCAGCAACCCACUUCUGAAGAAUCAUUUCCGGACACGAGUAUAGAGAUGGCCCCUGGGGAGUCAGAGCACAGAAAGGGUGAACUUGGGAAGAGCUUCAGUCUGAGACCAGUACUUUCACUACAGCAGACAGUUCCUAAAGAAGUGCGUCCUGACAAACGUGAAACACACUCUAAGAGAUUUGAGACUUUACAAGUAAUUAAACCUCACAGAGCGAGACCGUACACAUGUAAUGAGUGUGGCAAAGCCUUCAGCUACUGUUCUUCCCUUUCUCAGCACCAGAAGAGCCACACUGGGGAGAAACCCUAUGAGUGCAGUGAGUGUGGGAAGGCCUUCAGCCAGAGCUCAUCUCUUGUUCAGCACCAGAGGAUCCAUACGGGAGAGAAGCCUUACAAAUGCAGUGAAUGUGGAAGAGCCUUCAGCCAGAACGCAAACCUUACAAAACACCAGCGAACUCACACUGGAGAAAAGCCCUACAAAUGUAGUGAAUGUGACAAAGCCUUCAGCGACUGUUCAGGUCUUGCUCAGCAUCAGCGAAUUCAUACUGGAGAGAAACCCUAUGAAUGCAGUGACUGUGGGAAGGCCUUCCGUCACAGUGCAAACCUCACAAACCACCAGCGGACUCACACUGGGGAGAAGCCCUACAAGUGCAGUGAGUGUGGGAAAGCCUUCAGUUACUCUGCAGCAUUCAUUCAGCACCAGAGAAUUCACACAGGGGAGAAACCCUACAAAUGUAGCACAUGUGGGAAGGCCUUCGGUCAGAGUGCAAACCUCACAAACCACCAGAGGACUCAUACAGGAGAGAAACCCUACAAGUGCAGUCAGUGUGGGAAGGCCUUCAGCCAGAGUACAAAUCUUAUAAUCCACCGAAAGACCCACACUGGGGAGAAGCCAUACAAAUGUAAUGAAUGUGGGAAAUUCUUCAGUGAGAGCUCAGCCCUUAUUCGACAUCACAUAAUUCACACUGGAGAAAAGCCCUACGAGUGUAAGGAGUGUGGAAAAGCUUUUAACCAGAGUUCAUCCCUUAGUCAGCAUCAGAGGAUUCACACUGGUUUGAAACCCUAUGAAUGCAGCGAGUGUGGAAAGGCCUUCAGGUGUAGGUCAGCUUUCAUUAGACAUCAGAGACUCCAUGCUGGAGAAUAGCUGGGAACACAGUAGGUGGAGAAAGCCCCAGAUGUGCCAACUCAUAACUCAACAUCUAAAUCAGGGCAGGUGGGUGGGGCUCUCAGAGAAAUGCUGAGGGCUUGAAAGCAUCUUGGGAUGUUUGACUUUCAUAGUCUGUCGUGCACAGCUACAUGCAAAAGCACCUCUAAUAAAUACUUGGUCAGGGCCAGCCCGUGGCUCACUUGGGAGAGUGUGGUGCUGAUAACACCAAA